AUGAUUAGCAGUCAGCUACGAGUCUACAUCGAAGAACUGGAGCCAAAUGAAAAUGCUGUCGUACGAAUAGCGGCACGAGGCAAUGCUCAAUAUUUGAAAUAUGCUGUCGGCAUUUUCUUUAUUGGUGCAGCUACUGUAGCUAUGUGCGCUGGAGUUGCAUAUUUAGCUCCUGUUAUCAGUCGUGCAUUGGCGAGCGUAAUUACAACUUUUGGUGGCGAAACUAUUGCUAUGAUACCAGUCGUUAUGGCCGUUGGAGGAAGUCGAUCGUCUUAA
This is a messenger RNA of Rotaria sp. Silwood2, 273 nucleotides long. The record is from the annotation of a GenBank genome assembly. Lineage: Eukaryota; Metazoa; Rotifera; Eurotatoria; Philodinida; Philodinidae.